UGUGCAGGCGGAGUGUCCCGCGGGAGGAGCCUGCCAGUGGAGACGGUGCAGGCUCGCGGACUCACCCGCUAUGUUGGGACUGGGGCGCGCUCACCCCUCAGCUCAGUCCCCAGCUUCUGACUGUUUUCUCCUGGCAGGAGGCCACCCCCCUGCCACUCCCUGGUUUUCUUCUCUGGCAGCAAACGAAGCAGUUGCUGAGCCAGCUCUGGUUUUCGGGAAGUCAGAUGACCUUUUCUCCUAGUUCACUGCCUGUCACUGCCCUGAAGGUGGACACCAUGGGCUCAUUCAUGGCUCUGCUUUGCCUGUUGCCCCUAUACCCAGGCUUGGCUGCAGCUGCGCCCUCCUGCCCUCGGAACGUGAACAUCUCUGGGGGCAAUUUCACCCUCAGCCACGGCUGGGCCCCUGGGAGUGUGCUUGUCUACUCCUGCCCCCAGGGCCGGUACCCAGUCCCUGCGUCCAGACUGUGCCUGAGCAACGGGAGGUGGCAAACCCCAAGACCCGGCCUGUGGACAAAGGCCGUCUGCAAACCUGUUCGCUGUCCGGCCCCUGUUUCCUUUGAGAAUGGCAUGUACACCCCAAGACUGGGGUCCCACCCUGUGGGCGGCAACCUGAGCUUCCAGUGUGAGGAUGGCUUCGUGCUGCGGGGCUCCCCGGUACGGCAGUGCCGCCCCAACGGCAUGUGGGAUGGGGAGACGGCUGUGUGUGACAACGGCGCUGGCCACUGCCCCAACCCGGGCAUCUCAGUGGGCUCGGUGCGGACGGGGUCCCGAUUUGGCCAUGGGGACAAGGUCAGCUACCGCUGCUCCUCGAGUCUGGUGCUGACAGGGUCUGCGGUGCGGGAGUGCCAGGGCAGCGGCGUCUGGAGCGGGACGGAGCCCAUCUGCCGCCAACCCUACUCUUACGACUUUCCUGAGGAUGUGUCCCCUGCCCUGGGCACCUCUCUGUCCCACCUGCUUGGAUCCACCAACCCCACACAGAAGAGGAAGGAAAGUGUGGGCCGAAAAAUCCAAAUCCAGCGAUCUGGUCACCUGAACCUCUACCUGCUCCUGGAUGCCUCUCAGAGCGUGAAGGAAGAAGACUUCCGUAUCUUCAAGGACAGCGCCACCCUCAUGGUGGACAGGAUCUUCAGCUUUGAGAUCAAUGUGAGUGUUGCCAUCAUCACCUUUGCAUCAAAGCCCAAAGUAAUCCUGUCUGUCCUGCACGAUCAUUCCCGGGAUGUGACCGAGGUGAUCUAUCGUCUGGACAAUAUCAACUAUAAAGACCAUGAAAAUGGAACAGGGACCAACAUCUAUGAGGCCCUAAACAGUGUCUAUAUCAUGAUGAAUAACCAAAUGCAACAGCGGGGCAUGAGCAUGACGACCUGGAACGGCAUCCGGCACGCCAUCCUCCUCCUGACUGAUGGAAAGUCCAACAUGGGGGGCUCUCCCAAGCCAGCUGUGGACAAUAUCAAAGAAAUCUUGAACAUCAACCAGACGAGGAAUGACUACCUGGACAUCUAUGCCAUUGGGGUGGGCAAGCUGGAUGUGGACUGGAGAGAACUGAAUGAGCUGGGGUCCAAGAAGGAUGGCGAGAGGCAUGCCUUCAUUCUGCAGGACACGAAGGCUCUGUACCAGGUCUUUGAGCACAUGCUGGAUGUCUCCCAGCUCGUAGACACCAUAUGUGGGGUGGGGAACAUGUCAGCUAAUGCCUCUGUCCAGGAGAGGACACCCUGGCAUGUCACUAUCAAGCCCAAGAGCCGGGACACCUGCCGGGGGGCCCUCAUCUCAGACCAGUGGGUCCUGACAGCUGCUCACUGCUUCCACCACGCGGACAAGGACUAUUCCCUGUGGAGGGUCACUGUGGGGGACCCCCAAUCCCAUUUGGGCAAAGAGUUUGAGGUUGAGAAGGCAGUGAUCUCCGCCAGCUUUGAUGUCCAUGCCAAGAAGCACCGAGGCAUCCCGGAGUUCUAUGGUGAUGACAUUGCCCUGCUGAAGCUGGCCCAGAGAGUGAAGAUGUCCACCCAUGCCAGGCCCAUCUGCCUUCCCUGCACAGUAGGAGCCAAUCUGGCUCUGCGGAGACCCCCAGGCAGCACCUGCCGAGACCACGAGAGCGAACUUCUGAACAAACUGAGCGUUCCUGCUCACUUUGUGGCCUUUAAUGGGGACAAACUGAACAUUAACCUCAAGACAGGGACGGAGUGGGCAAGAUGUACUGAGGUCGUCUCCCAAGACAAAACCACAUUCCCCAACUUGACAGAUGUCAGAGAGGUGGUGACAGACCAGUUCCUGUGCAGUGGGAUGGACAAUGAUGACAAUCCCUGCAAGGGAGAGUCUGGGGGAGCAGUUUUCCUUGAGCGGAGAUUCCGGUUUUUUCAGGUGGGCCUGGUGAGCUGGGGUCUCUACAACCCCUGCAGCAGAUCUGAGGAAAAACCCCGCAGGAGAACCCCCAGCGGCAAGGUCGCUCGGGAUUUCCACCUCAGUCUCUUCCGCCUGCAGCCCUGGCUGAGGCAGCACCUGGAGGGUGUCUUGACCUUUUUGCCCCUUUAAUUAUGCCCACUGACCCUGGGCUGCCCUGCAGGCCCUGCCAUUGCUGCCAUGCUCCCCCUCUGAAGUCCUGCCUCAGACCCUGUGACCGUCCACACGCCUCGCCCUGAAGGAGCCCAGCUCCCCCUCGGCUUUUCGGAACUCACUCUCCUUUCACUUUCACGUGGAA
This is a messenger RNA of Molossus molossus (Pallas's mastiff bat), 2691 nucleotides long. It is a transcript of the gene C2, whose product is annotated as complement C2. Gene Ontology annotation, cellular component: extracellular region. Gene Ontology annotation, biological process: proteolysis; complement activation. NCBI's taxonomy places the organism in Eukaryota, Metazoa, Chordata, Mammalia, Chiroptera, Molossidae. The record is from RefSeq and is a predicted model, not a curated record. The coding region runs from base 225 to 2525 and encodes 766 amino acids. The transcript has 18 exons. Gene Ontology annotation, molecular function: serine-type endopeptidase activity.